AUCAUCAAGCGACUCACUCUCACAACCACCAACAACUUCUAUACCAACAACCCUCCUCUCCUCAUGAGGAUUACCCCUUCCCAACCUUCUCUAUCAAGUUGAUCUUUUAACCAUCAUGGGUAUCUUCAAGGGAGGCGCUCUUCGUCUGUUGCAGACUGCACUUUAUGCACUCACUUUCUGCUGUGCCGCCAUCAUUCUCGGUAUCUUCAGUUACUUCCUUGCCAUUCUCGCGGAUAACAACCUCGACAUUCCUACCAGAUGGAAGGCCGUUGAGGGUAUCUCUGGUGUUGCAGUCCUGUACACUCUCGCUACCACUCUUCUCACCUGCUGCCUGGCUGGUAUCGCUUUCCUUUCCAUCCUCGGCCUGAUCCUCGACCUUCUUUGCAUGGGUGGCUUCAUCGCCAUUGCUGUCUUGACCCGCCGUGGUGCCAACAGCUGCAGUGGCUAUGUCAGAACUCCUCUUGGUAACGGACCUUCCAACGGCCGUGCUACCUACAACGAGGGCAACAUCACCUACUCCCCCAACCUUGGUACUGCUUGCAAGCUCAACACUGCUGUCUUCGCUGUUUCCAUCAUCGGAGCUCUUCUGUUCUUGAUCACCGCCCUCAUGCAGCUCGCUCUCAUGCGCCACCACAAGAAGGAGAAGAGAUUCGGACCCGGCCCUGACAACGACUACACUUCCGGCACCACCAAGAAGCGCGGUCUUUUCGCUAAGAAGAACAACACUGCCCCUACUUACGACCACGCCGAGAAGGGUGUUGCUCCCAUUGCUGCCGUCCCUGCCACCACCCGCACCGUUCGUCCUUCUCACGAUACCGCUUACUCUGGUAACACUGCUGUCGGUGCCAACCCCACUGUCAUCCAAAAGGAGGGCCUUACUCACGAUGGUCACGCUCCUCACGUCGGUUACAACCCUCACGAGCGUACUACCGGUACUACCAUGCCCCACUCCUACGACAAUGAGCGCAGCACUGGCACUAUCCCUGCCAGCAACACCGCUAUCCCUGCCGGUGCCAUCCCCAGCGUCCACGGUGGCUACUACACUACCCCCACCACCAACGCUCGCGACUUCUAAUCUACUCAAGGGUUGCUCACCACCUACUCCCCUGUACCAUUAACUUGAUACCCUACAAACCUCCCACCGGCUUGUAGCUGAAUGUCUCUGUCUUAAUGUUAAUCUCGGCGGGCUUCAGCUAGGAGCGGUGGCUGUACUUUUAUCAUGAAGCGAUGACUUGUUUUUAAUGUUUUUCUUUUGUCUCUCAUGCUCUGGUUGGAAAGGGGUUCUCCUCCUGAGUGUUUACACAAUAUCAGAUAUCCUCUAAUACCUCCUAAUCAAAAUACUUCAA
Molecule: messenger RNA, 1346 nt
Organism: Aureobasidium pullulans EXF-150
Lineage: Eukaryota; Fungi; Ascomycota; Dothideomycetes; Dothideales; Saccotheciaceae
Exons: 1
Coding region: 116-1075 (319 amino acids)
Source: RefSeq, a predicted model, not a curated record